AUGUCAGGACCAAAAAUCGCCUGUAUUGGUGUUAUCGGAAAGAGCGACAACCCGCUGCAUUUGUCCCUUUUCCCGCCGUAUCUGAAUGCGACCAUUGAGUUCUCGUUUCUAUUGAACUCCUCUCUUGAUAUAUUUGAAAUACGCCAGAAGCAGACCUCUAUCGAUCAGGAUCUUGGGCUACUCCAUGCCGUUGAUGAGCGGCUAGCAUCUUAUGGCUGGCUGACAACUACUGGUAUCAAAUUCAUCAUCGUUGUUGACUUUAUCGGUGACCAGGAUGCCAACGACGCUCGGGGGGCUACACGGCCUAACUUUAGGGAAUCAGAUCUAAAACAUGCCUUUCGAGCGCUCCAAACUGCUUAUAUACAACUUCUGCAAAAUCCCUUUUAUUCCCCGGAUAGCCAUACCACCAUGACCAACGGGGCUCUACAGGCUGCGAAGUUAUCGCAUAUUACGGACCAGAAGUUCAUCGCCGAGGUCAACCGAAUAGGAAGUUCCUGGACGCCCGGCGCUACUAGUCUAUAA
This is a messenger RNA of Aspergillus calidoustus, 522 nucleotides long. The record is from the annotation of a GenBank genome assembly. NCBI's taxonomy places the organism in Eukaryota, Fungi, Ascomycota, Eurotiomycetes, Eurotiales, Aspergillaceae.